This is a messenger RNA of Lethenteron reissneri (Far Eastern brook lamprey), 3331 nucleotides long. Its product is annotated as guanylate cyclase soluble subunit alpha-2-like. Gene Ontology annotation, cellular component: guanylate cyclase complex, soluble. Gene Ontology annotation, molecular function: heme binding; guanylate cyclase activity. Lineage: Eukaryota; Metazoa; Chordata; Hyperoartia; Petromyzontiformes; Petromyzontidae. Gene Ontology annotation, biological process: response to oxygen levels; cGMP biosynthetic process. The record is from RefSeq and is a predicted model, not a curated record.
CUUUCAGAACACUUCGUUCAUUCCUCGCCGCUGCGUGCUGCAAGCCGCCGCUGCUGCUGGGUUAAGCUCGUGUAUUUUUAUCCUGCGCGAGUUACAUCAGUGGAAGCGGACGCGUGGAUGUACGAACGGCACACUGGCAUUUGUCAGUGCACGGAGAGGUAUCUGUGGUAGUCGUAGAGUGCGCCGUGCGAGCGACCGCAUCGGUUUUACGCACAGCAUCUGUCCGUCGUGAUGCCUCCCCUGCCUUCCUCCGCGCUCUCAAAGUGAGUGGGACUCGGCGUGCGGAAUGCAUUGCCUCGCCUGAGCGGUCGGCAACGAACAACGCAGAGAGAUCGCGACGGGGGGGGGGGGGGGGCGAGGAGGCUCGCGGACGCCGACUUGACGGACGAUGACGGAGGCAGAGAGGAGGCGAAGUGCGGCCACCGCAUCCACUCCCCGCUCGGUCGCCCAUUGAUGCUGCUGCUGGCUACGCGGUGCGCCGUGGCGGAGUCCUUUUGAAAGGCAGUAUCUAUUGAUAUCGCACGUUUUUAUACGCCGGCCGCUUUGAAGUGUGUUCAUAAAUAGCGCAUGACAAAAAAAAUCACCCCCCCCCCUCUCUUCCCCCCGCUGCCCACCCCAUGAAGAUAUAACACCGUAGCGAGGAGUGGUAUUUGAUGGCGCAAAGCGAGUACAGCCGUUUGGCCACUCCACCACCAGUGGCCCUGCCGUCGAUGACCGCGACUUCGUGAUCCCGUGGAAGACGCGACGGAAGAAGGGGAGCGACGCGGUGGUGAUGGUGGUGGAUGGGCAGAGCGGGGCAUGUGACUGCUGCUGUGGCUGGGGAUCGUGCGAUGCUCUGACGAUGCGGGCUGCCACACGCUGUGCCGCGCGCGUGCAACAACAGUGACGACGACGAGUGGCACCACCGCUCGCACCGAAUCGAGAGACCCGCGGCGAAGGUGUUGAAGUGACACUGCCCGCGGCGCGCGAGCACGCGAUGCGACGCAGCGUCCGCGAUGACUCCUCAAGGCAAUUUGCUUCUAGAAGAUCCUCGUACUAAAUGCGCUACAAGUGGAACCCAAUUAUUGACACCCCCUUCCUCCCACCCUCCAACCCCCCACGAGAGCUAGAGUCAACGGUUGCCGCUAUGCACGGCACGCGGGUGUAGAAUGGUAGCAGAAGCAGCGGCAGCAGCAGCAGCAGGAACCUCCCAACCUUCAGCAUGGAGAACAGCGAAGCGAACAGCAGCGAAGGGCGCAACGGCCGAAAGGUCUCCACUGCCUCGAGCCAUUCCAGCGAGGGCGGAUCUCCCGAUCGAGUUGAGGGCGGCGGCUGGGCAGGAGGAGGAGGAGGUGGAGGAGGAGGUGGUGGAGGAGGUUUCGGCGGCGGCUGUCCGUUCAGCCGCUUUGGGAGGCUGCAGGCCGGCCCACCUGUGGCUUCCGGAGCGACGUCUCCCGGACCCCGCUCGGCCGCCGCGCGCAGACCCGUCAAUUUGGACGUGUUGGGAGAGUGCAUUCGCAAGAUGGUGUGUCCCACGGCGGACACUUUGAGAGAAGCAUUGGAAAGGACGCUGCAGUGCUACGCAGAGAACCGCCGAGAUUGCUCCGCAGGAAGCAAUAACUGCGCGGGCGCCGGAGAUCGGCCCACUUUGCUUCACGGUGGAUUUUCAGACCUCGAGGGCCAAGAGGACCUCCUUCCGACUCUCCAGUCACUCGCCUCGUUUCUGAGUACGUACGAUGUGAGUUCCGAGGGCUUCCAGGAGAAGUUUGGCGAGGAGCUGUUCGGGAUUUGCUUCGAGGAGAACGAGCGCAUCCUGCGUGCGGUGGGCACCACGCUGCAGGACUUCCUCAACAGCCUCGACGCGCUGCUGGCCCAAGGCCACGUGAGGCCCCACGGCGGCUCCACGACCUCCGAGGGCCCCUCGCCGGCCUCCGACGCGACCCCCGUCCCCUACUUCUGCUGCACGGAGCUCGUUCCCCACGACCCCGGCGGAGACGACGCCGCCGCCGCCGCCGCCGGGCCCUCCGACUCGGGCCUGCUGCUGCACUGCUUCCAGCCCAACGCCGUCGUAUCCGCGGCGCUGCCGGGCCUGCUGCGGGCGUCGAGCGCUCGCCUCUACGGCGCGGACGUGUCCGUGGAGCGGCUAGAGCGCGCCGAGUGCGAGCGGCGCCGCUGCUUCUGCCGCGACGGCGGCGGCGGCGGCCCCGCGGGGGACGACCGCGUCGCGGCCUUCGCCAUCCGGAGCGGCGACGGGCGCCCGGCGCGGGGCCUGCGCUCGUGCCGUCCGGCCGUGUCGAGGUCGCCCGGCGACCUUCGCGUCGACCUGGCGACCUUCUGCAAGGUGUUCCCCUUCCACGUGAUGCUCGACCGCGGCCUGCGUCUCCUGCAGACGGGCGAUGGCGUGCGGAGGCUGCUGCGCGACGCCCAGCCCGGCGCGCUCUUCCACGACCGCUUCCGAGUGCUGUCCCCGCCGGCGAUGCGCGACUGCUCCUUCGCCGGGGUUCUCCGCCGCCUCAACACGCCCUUCGUGGUGCGCACGCGGCGCGACGGGGCCGACGCCAAGGUGAUGGAGCUCAAGGGGCAGAUGGUGUUCGUGGCCGAGUCGGACGCGCUGCUCUUCCUGGGCUCCCCGUGCGUCGACAAGCUGGAGGAGCUGGUGGGCCGAGGCCUGCACCUGUCCGACAUCCCUGUGCACGACGCGACACGCGACGUCGUGCUUGUCGGGAAGCAGGCUCAGGCCCAGGACGGCCUCCGCAAGCGUCUUGACAAGCUCAAGGAAACCCUGGAGCAGACGCGGCGCGCGCUCGAAGAGGAAAAGAAGCGCACGGUGGAUCUGCUCGACUCCAUCUUCCCGGGCGACGUGGCGCGCUGCCUCUGGCAGGGCCUCGCCAUGCCCGCGCGCAAGUUCGAUGACGUCACGGUGCUCUUCUCUGACAUCGUCGGCUUCACGGCCAUCUGCGCGCAGUGCACGCCACUGCAGGUCAUCGGCAUGCUCAACGCGCUCUACACCAAGUUCGACCACCAGUGCGGGCUGCUCGACAUUUACAAGGUGGAGACGAUCGGAGACGCGUACUGCGUGGCGGGCGGUCUGCACAAGCCGAGCGCGGAGCACGCCCAGCGGGUGGCCUGGAUGGCCCUGCGCAUGAUCGACCUGGCGCAGAAGGUGCUCACGCCCGACGGAGAGCCCAUCAAGAUGCGGAUCGGGCUGCACUCGGGUCCCGUGCUGGCCGGCGUGGUCGGGGUCAACAUGCCGCGCUACUGCCUCUUCGGGAACAACGUGGCGCUCGCAAACCGCUUCGAGGCCGGCAGCCUCCCGUGCCGCGUGAACGUCAGCCCCACGACGCACCGGUGA